UAUUCGUUUAUAAUAAUACACAGCAAUUUUAUUGAAUAUAUUUUAAAGAUUAAAUAAUCAAUUUAAAUGUGAUUAUAGUGAAAUUCGUUUUUUGGUAAUCGAUUCGAACAAAUCGAUACAAACUGUAUUCGAUACAACAGCCUAAACCGGAAGACGAUGUUUGAAAACCUCGAUAAUUUCCGUGAACGUUUGGCGUCCAACAUACACGUGCAUGGAGAGUUAAAGUAAUAAUUCUAUUAAGUAUAAACAUUUAGUCGUGUAAAAUAUAAAAUGGGAAAACCAGGAUUUUCACCAGGUGGAGGUGGAGGUGGAUUUGGUGGUGGAUUUAGGGGUGGCAGAGGGGGUGGUCGUGGAGGUGGAGGUGGUGGAGGAAGAGGCGGUGGUACCCCACGCGGACGCGGUGGUCGUGGAGGAGGAGGUGGAAGAGGACGUGGAGGCGGUGGUUUUAAAGGUGGUAAAACUGUUGUGAUAGAACCUCAUCGCCAUGAAGGAGUUUUCAUAGCUAGAGGGAGAGAAGAUGCAUUAGUUACUUUAAAUUUAGUACCAGGAUCAGAAGUAUACGGUGAAAAGAGGAUUAGCGUUGAGGGGGAGAAUAACACUGAAAAAAUUGAAUAUAGAGUUUGGAAUCCAUUUAGAUCAAAAUUGGCUGCUGCUAUACUUGGUGGUGUAGAUCAAAUUCACAUUGCACCUGGAACCAAAGUAUUAUAUUUAGGUGCUGCAUCUGGAACUACAGUAUCACAUGUAGCAGAUAUUGUUGGUCCAGAAGGAUUGGUGUAUGCCGUAGAAUUUUCACACAGGUCAGGUAGAGAUCUUUUAAAUGUCGCCAAGAAACGAACGAAUAUUAUUCCAAUAAUAGAAGAUGCAAGGCAUCCUCAUAAAUAUCGAAUGCUUGUUGGAAUGGUAGAUACAAUAUUUGCCGAUGUUGCACAGCCUGAUCAAGCCAGAAUAGUAGCCUUGAAUGCUCAAUACUUCCUCAAGAAUGGAGGUCAUUUUGUUAUUUCCAUUAAGGCAAGUUGUAUAGAUUCUACAGCACAACCUGAAGCAGUAUUUGCCGCCGAAGUGAAAAAACUUGUCGCCGAUAAAUUGAAACCACAAGAACAGAUUACAUUAGAACCAUAUGAAAGAGAUCACGCCGUAGUAGUCGGUGUGUAUAGGCCGCCACCUAAAAAAGCAACCUAAAAUAUGUAUAUGUAUAUAUGUAUCAUCUAAUUGUUAAGAUCACCUCGAUUGACCAUCGUUCCGAAGAAUGUAUGCAAUAUCUUUUGAUUGAUUGACUGCAAGUAAUGUUUUCAAAUAUUUCGUGAAGUCUACGAAUGAGUAGACGGAAAUAGGUUUUGUAAUAUAAUGUAAAGUGAAACAGUUGUCAUGCAGAUAUUCGGCGAAUUUGUUUAUAAAUGCAAUUUAAAUCACUUUUGUAUCUGUAUAGUUGGUACAGCGAAAGGAAUGUAUAUGUAUGAUUGUUUAAUACAAAGUUUAUAUUUUAAA
Nomia melanderi (Alkali bee) is the source of this 1485-nucleotide messenger RNA. NCBI's taxonomy places the organism in Eukaryota, Metazoa, Arthropoda, Insecta, Hymenoptera, Halictidae. The record is from RefSeq and is a predicted model, not a curated record.